GAGCAACAUUUGAUGAGAGGAGUGUGGGGCGGGGAUUCUAACUUGCGCGCUGCCCUGCUAGUGGCCGUUCUGGUGGAGGUGGGGGUAUGGAGGGAGGCGGAUUAAGCCCUUAAUUACGGCGUGAUCCGAGUGGCACCUGCUUUCCGCCCGCCCAGCUCCCAGGGGACUCUGGCACUGGAGGGUGGAGAGAAGAACCAGCGAAGGAGGACAGCCCGCGCAGAGGCACGGCCGUACCCAGGCACGCCUGCAGGACAGCGGCAUCGUGGCUGCGGCAGCGCGCAAAGGCUGUGGAGGGGCUUACGGCUCCCGGCCCACGGGUUCCAGACCCAGGGGCUGGGCUCCGAGGCCCCCACCCAAGACCCAGGCAGGCCGCAUUAUGCUGCGCUACCUGCUUAAAACACUACUACAGAUGAACUUGUUCGCGGACUCCCUGGCGGGAGACAUCACCAACUCCAGCGAGCUACUCUUCGGUUUCAACUCCUCGCUGGCAGCGCUCAACCCUAGCCUGCUUCCUCCUGGAGACCCCUCUCUCAAUGUUGCCUUGCCUGGGCACUUUGAGUUACCUCCUUCUCCAGGGUCAAGAGUUGGACCCGAGGAUGCCAUGCCACGCAUCGUGGAGCAGCCGCCAGAUCUGCUCGUUUCCAGGGGCGAGCCGGCCACUCUGCCCUGCCGUGCUGAAGGCCGGCCUCGACCCAACAUCGAGUGGUACAAGAAUGGGGCGCGCGUGGCCACUGCACGCGAGGAUCCGCGGGCUCACCGCCUGCUGCUGCCCAGCGGCGCCCUCUUCUUUCCCCGCAUCGUGCACGGGCGUCGCUCUCGGCCUGACGAGGGUGUCUACACCUGUGUGGCUCGCAACUACCUGGGAGCAGCGGCUAGCAGAAACGCCUCUCUGGAAGUAGCUGUCCUCCGAGACGAUUUCCGGCAAUCUCCUGGGAACGUGGUGGUAGCAGUGGGGGAGCCAGCAGUAAUGGAAUGCGUGCCCCCUAAGGGUCACCCAGAGCCUUUGGUGACCUGGAAGAAGGGCAAUACAAAGCUUAAGGAAGAGGAGGGAAGGAUCACCAUACGUGGAGGAAAGCUGAUGAUGUCACAUACAUUCAAGAGUGAUGCUGGCAUGUACAUGUGUGUAGCCUCCAACAUGGCUGGAGAACGAGAGAGUGGGGCAGCUGAACUUGUGGUACUGGAGCGUCCCUCAUUUCUGCGUAGACCAAUAAACCAGGUUGUCCUGGCUGAUGCCCCUGUGAAUUUCCUGUGUGAGGUGCAGGGAGAUCCCCAGCCCAAUCUACGCUGGCGCAAGGAUGAUGGGGAGCUGCCCACUGGCAGGUAUGAGAUUCGGAGUGACCACAGCCUUUGGAUCGAGCAAGUGAGUGCUGAAGACGAGGGGACUUACACCUGUGUGGCAGAAAACAGUGUGGGCCGAGCAGAGGCAUCUGGCUCCCUCAGUGUUCACGUCCCACCACAGUUUGUGACUAAGCCCCAGAACCAGACAGCAGCUCCUGGAGAAAACGUGUCUUUCCAAUGUGAGACCAAAGGAAACCCACCACCUGCCAUCUUCUGGCAGAAGGAAGGGAGUCAAGUCUUGCUUUUCCCUAGUCAGUCACUCCAGCCCAUGGGACGCCUCUUAGUCUCUCCAAGAGGCCAGCUCAACAUCACUGAAGUAAAGAUCGGGGAUGGUGGCUACUAUGUGUGCCAGGCUGUCAGUGUGGCUGGUAGCAUCCUGGCUAAGGCCCUGUUAGAGAUAAAAGGAGCCUCCAUAGAUGGACUACCUCCCAUCAUUCUCCAGGGACCAGCCAAUCAGACAUUGGUACUUGGCUCUUCUGUGUGGCUGCCAUGCAGAGUGAUUGGAAACCCUCAGCCCAAUGUCCAAUGGAAGAAGGAUGAGACGUGGCUGCAGGGGGAUAACUCACAGUUCAACUUAAUGGACAACGGCACACUAUACAUUGCCAGUGUACAGGAGAUGGACAUGGGUUUCUACAGCUGUGUGGCCAAGAGUUCCAUAGGGGAGGCCACAUGGAAUAGCUGGCUUAGGAAGCGAGAACAUUGGGGAGCAUCACCAGGUCCAGCAACAGAACCCGGUAAUCCUCCAGGCCCUCCCUCUCAGCCAAUAGUCACAGAGGUAACCACAAACAGCAUUACCUUGACCUGGAAGCCCAAUCCACAGUCUGGGGCCAGAGCUACCUCCUAUGUGAUAGAGGCCUUCAGCCAAGCAGCUGGCAACACGUGGCGGACGGUGGCAGAUGGGGUACAGCUGGAAACGCACACCGUCAGCGGCCUGCAGCCCAAUACCAUCUACCUAUUCCUCGUGAGAGCUGUUGGAGCCUGGGGCCUCAGUGAACCCAGUCCUGUCUCUGAGCCUGUUCAAACCCAGGACAGCAGCCUAUCUAGGCCAGUGGAGGACCCGUGGAAAGGCCAGCAAGGACUGGCUGAAGUGGCCGUGCGAAUGCAGGAGCCCAUAGUCCUUGGACCCAGAACUCUGCAGGUGUCCUGGACUGUAGAGGGCCCUGGCCAGCUGGUUCAGGGAUUCCGUGUGUCUUGGAGGAUUGCAGGCCUUGACCAGGGAAGCUGGACAGCGCUAGACGUACAGAGUCCACACAAGCAAAGUACUGUGCUAAGAGGCCUCCCCCCAGGGUCCCAAAUACAGAUCAAGGUGCAAGUCCAAGGCCAGGAGGGGCUGGGGGCUGAAAGCCCCUCUGUGACCCGGAGCAUUCCUGAAGAGGCCCCCAGUGGCCCCCCUCAGGGAGUGGCUGUGGCCUUGGGGGGUGAUCGCAACAGCAGUAUCACUGUAUCCUGGGAGCCUCCACUUCCCUCCCAGCAAAAUGGGGUUAUCACUGAAUACCAGAUCUGGUGCCUGGGUAAUGAAAGCCGAUUCCACCUCAAUCGAUCUGCAGCAGGCUGGGCACGCUCUGUGAUGUUCCGGGGACUGCUACCGGGCCUGCUCUAUAGAGCCAUAGUGGCAGCAGCUACCAGCGCUGGCGUGGGCGUGGCCAGUGCCCCAGUGCUAGUGCAGCUGCCAUUCCCUCCGGUUGCGGAGCCCGGGCCUGAGGUCAGCGAGGGGCUGGCGGAACGGUUGUCUAGGGUGCUGCGGAAGCCUGCUUUCCUGGCUGGCAGCAGCGCGGCCUGUGGGGCGCUGCUUCUCGGGCUCUGCGCCGCCCUCUAUCGGCGCCAGAAGCAACGCAAAGAGCUCAGUCAUUAUACCGCCUCCUUUGCCUACACACCUGCAGUGUCCUUUCCACACUCAGAGGGCCUUUCUGGAUCCAGUUCCAGGCCACCCAUGGGCCUUGGCCCUGCUGCCUACCCAUGGCUGGCAGACUCCUGGCCCCACCCAUCUCGAAGUCCCUCAGCUCAGGAACCCCGGGGGAGCUGCUGCCCCAGCAAUCCUGAUCCAGAUGAUAGAUACUACAAUGAGGCAGGAAUCUCCCUGUACUUGGCUCAGACUGCACGGGGUGCUAAUGCCCCUGGCGAGGGUCCUGUCUACAGCACCAUUGACCCAGUAGGGGAAGAGCUACAGACCUUCCACGGAGGGUUCCCUCAACAUUCUUCUGGGGACCCAAGCACCUGGAGCCAGUAUGCUCCCCCCGAAUGGAGCGAGGGGGACAGUGGAGCCAGGGGAGGCAAAGGGAAGCUUCUAGGCAAACCUGUGCAGAUGCCCUCUUUGAGCUGGCCAGAAGCCCUGCCGCCACCUCCCCCUUCCUGUGAAUUGAGCUGCCCAGAGGGGCCUGAGGAGGAGCUGAAGGGCAGUUCAGAUCUGGAAGAGUGGUGCCCACCAAUGCCUGAGAAAAAACACUUGAUUGACUCACGUUCCAGUGGUGCGUGCAUGGUGGCUCCAGCCCGAGGGGAAACUCCCUCCCCUACCUCUUCUUACGGACAGCAGUCCACAGCCACUCUUACCCCCUCACCUCCUGACCCUCCCCAGCCCCCUAGCGACAUCCCACAUCUCCAUCAGAUGCCCAGGAGGGUGCCCCUUGGACCAAGUUCUCCUCUCAGCGUAUCCCAGCCUGCUCUGAGUAGCCAUGAUGGAAGGCCUGUUGGCCUGGGUGCUGGCCCUAUAGUCUCUUAUCACCCUAGCCCCAGUCCUGUCCCUAGUACAGCCAGCAGUGCACCAGGGAGAACUCGCCAGGUAACUGGAGAGAUGACUCCCCCACUCCAUGGACACCGUGCCCGAAUCCGGAAGAAAACCAAGGCUCUUCCACAUAGAAGGGAACACAGUCCUGGGGACUUGCCCCCACCACCCUUGCCACCACCAGAGGAAGAGACGAGCUGGCCCUUGGGUCUGAGAGCAGCAGGCAGCAUGUCUUCCCUAGAGCGAGAGCACAGUGGGGAGAGGAGAGUGGCCCAGGCAGUGCCUCUAGGGGCCCAACCUCCAGGGGCCCAACGUGGCCCCCACCCUGAUGCUGCACUUCUGGGUUGUGCUGCAGAAGAGGCCUGGCUUCCAUACGGCAGACCAAGCUUCCUGAGCCAUGGCCAGGGCACCAGCACCUGCUCUACCGCUGGUAGCAAUUCUUCUAGGGGUUCCAACAGCUCUCGAGGUUCUCGGGGCUCUCGGGGCCCUGGACGCAGCCGAAGCCGGAGCCAGAGUCAGAGCCAGAGGCCGGGACGGAAUCGCCGACAGGAACCAAGAUGACCCUUCCUGAAGCAACGAGCAUAUUGAAAGUGCCACAGGGCAAGAAUGGGGACCCCUUCCCUGGUCAGCAUACAUGAGUCACGAGGAGCAAGGAUGGACCACCUUUCCUCCCGGCAGUGAUGCUCGUGACUCACUGAAGCACAAGGUCUCAACAGUUCUAGUUGCUAUGGGAACCGGAGGAGCAGCUCUUCCCUUUCCAUCCCUUUAUGACUGAGACAUGUCUGUACAAAAGGAGAAAAGAAAAAGCCUCUGCUCUGAGUCCUGGCCCCGACUUGUUUUGUGCGGUGUUGUAAGCAGAGCAGGCUAUGAAGGGCUGUAGAUCAACACACACUGGUAGCUUCUGCAUCCUUUGGAAUUUCUGUUAAAAUCACAAGAUAAGGACAGAUGAUAAGUGACACUGGCUGGCCUGAUUCCCAGAGGAACAGAAGCCACUCUCCUCCAGUGUGUGUCAGUCCACUGUCCCCCAGUGUGUCAGUCCACUGUCCCCCAGUGUGUCAGUCCACUCUCCUCCAGUGUGUGUCAGUCCACUGUCCCCCAGUGUGUCAGUCCACUGUCCCCCAGUGUGUCAGUCCUCUGUCCUCCAGUGUGUCAGUCCACUGUCCCCCAGUGUGUCAGUCCACUGUCCACCAGUGUGUCAGUCCACUGUCCCCCAGUGUGUCAGUCCACUGUCCACCAGUGUGUCAGUCCACUGUCCACCAGUGUGUCAGUCCACUGUCCACCAGUGUGUCAGUCCACUGUCCCCCAGUGUGUUAGUCCACUACUCACUGACAUACAAGCAACUUUAGGAAGGAAAGGGUUAUUUUGCUCAGCUUUUUAGGCCUAGCUGACAGUUGGCUAGAUCUUGUUUUGUGGCUAUGGCGAGGCAAACCAUCACUGUGGAGCAGAGUUACCCACCUAUAAUAUCCAAGAAGCAGAAAGAAGCAUACAAGUGGCUAAGGCAAGAUAUGCCUGUUAGAGACAUGAUCCCAGUGGCUUUCUUUCUCCAGUCAUACCACACUGUUAGUAGCCCAUACAUGAAACUGUGCUGGCAUGAUCCAGUAACCUCUCAAUAAUGACAACAGAUACCUUUACCACCUAGGCCUGUUGGAGGGAUAGUUUAUCUCUACACCACAACACACUGUUACUAUAGGGGUAUUCAUAUAGCCAACACAUAGAUUAUUGCCCCUUCUUCAGAGAACUGAGCCAACCUCUUCUUUGGUGCCCUUCUCCAGGGUCUAUCUGCUCACUCACAUCACAACAAAUACAAGUUUAAAAACAAAACAAAACAAAACAAAACAAA
Rattus norvegicus (Norway rat) is the source of this 5897-nucleotide messenger RNA. The record is from RefSeq and is a predicted model, not a curated record. Lineage: Eukaryota; Metazoa; Chordata; Mammalia; Rodentia; Muridae.